Molecule: messenger RNA, 1485 nt
Organism: Sitophilus oryzae (rice weevil)
Lineage: Eukaryota; Metazoa; Arthropoda; Insecta; Coleoptera; Curculionidae
Product: zinc finger MYM-type protein 1-like
Exons: 2
Coding region: 1-1485 (494 amino acids)
Source: RefSeq, a predicted model, not a curated record
AUGGACACAACUCAAGAUAUUUCAAAAAUUGAUCAAGUGAGUUUUGUAGUGAGAUAUGCCGACUUCAUCAAGGAUAACGACAAUGUAAACAUUAUUCGUGAUGUUGUUAUAAGGGAAGUUUUUCUAGGGUUUGAAGAAUGUAUGGGGCAAUCUGCUGAAGACAUGGUGAAACAAUUAUUAUUAUUCUUUGAAAAUAAUAAUUUGAGCUUUGAAAGACUACGAGCUCAAGGCUACGAUGGUGCGGCUAACAUGAGUGGCGUCUACAAUGGCCUGCAGGCCAAAAUUUUGGAAAAACAACCCAACGCGUUAUAUGUACACUGUGCUGCACAUAAUCUAAACCUAGUUAUCAAUGACUCUGUAAAAAUUUCAAGGGAGUUACAAAAUUUUUACGAUUUUGUAGAAAGUCUUUAUGCAUUUUUUGCACAUAGCAUAAAACGAUGGGCAGUAUUGACGGAAAUGUUCGAAUCCAAGAAGCACACAUUAAAACGAUUGUGCCCAACGCGAUGGUCGUCUCGUUAUGAUUCUCUUCAUAGCUUAAGGUUUCACUAUCGAGAAAUUUUACAAGUUUUGACAAAACUAACCCUAACAAGCUCGAAAGCAACGGAACAAAAUGAAGCACUGGGAUUAAAGAAAAAACUGGAAAAUUUUGAAACAGUUGUAUUGAUAGUGAUGGAACAUAAAAUCUUAAGUAUCACAAAACUUGUGUCCAAUGCACUGCAGAGUAAAAAUCAAGAUAUUCAAAGAGCGUCAAAACUUUUGGAAACUGCUAAGAAAGACAUUGCAGAAAUGAGGAACAGUUUUGAGGAAGUUAUUAAUGAAGCAGCUGAUUUAGCUCGUGGUUGGGGAAUCAAUCCAAGUUUUAAAGAACACAGGAUCCGCAAAGUGAAAAAACAAUUGGAUGAGUUAUCAUGUGAUGAACGAUUAUUCAACGCUAAAGAAAACUUCCGUGUGUCGGUGUUUAAUAUAACGUUGGACGUUAUUAUAUCUCAACUUGAAAAUCGAUUCAAAGGGUUAAAUAGCGUAGUUGAAAGAUUUAAAGUAAUUUUUCCUUCGGUCUUGAGAGAUCAUUCUGAUGCUGAUUUGGUCCUCCUAUCUGAAAACCUGAUCAGCUUUUAUUCCAAUGAUCUAUCAUAUUCAUUUUCGCAAGAAAUUGUAAGUUUCAGGCGAGUUUACAAAGAUCAGAUAAAUGCAGACAUUUCAGUUAAUGACUUGGCGAAUUGGAGCGAGCGGCCGUCAGUGUCAGGACUGCUCUUAGCGAACAACGGGGCGGCCCCUUUGAAUGUCAGUCAAUCGUUAAAAGAUCCAUAUAAAUACCUGAACGGAGCGCGGUCUCGUACCGCCGCACCGACAGAGGAUCUGCUUCCAUCAACAAUUACAAGGGUAAGUCCGUUAAUAUUACGCCUGUUUAAAGAUAGCUGGUCUAGAGGUGAGGAUUCUAGUUCUGGAGGAACUAGUUCAUUAGUUCUAGUUCCUCCCGAGGAAUAG